This is a messenger RNA of Mercenaria mercenaria, 1865 nucleotides long. RefSeq lists its product as uncharacterized. The coding region runs from base 47 to 1705 and encodes 552 amino acids. Gene Ontology annotation, molecular function: zinc ion binding; ubiquitin-protein transferase activity. Gene Ontology annotation, cellular component: chromatin; nucleoplasm. The transcript is spliced from 2 exons. Gene Ontology annotation, biological process: positive regulation of DNA-templated transcription. NCBI's taxonomy places the organism in Eukaryota, Metazoa, Mollusca, Bivalvia, Venerida, Veneridae. The record is from RefSeq and is a predicted model, not a curated record.
CGUACAUACCGAUAACGAAACUAGGAUUAGAUAAACAAGAAUUAAAAUGGCGACUGUUGAAGAAGAAAAACGGGAAAAUGUUUCUUUAAUGUGCUCACCGUGUAAACGUAAAAGCAAGAUAAAAGAAGCGGAACAUUAUUGUACAGAUUGUCAUGAUUAUUAUUGUUCAAAGUGUGUGAAGUACCAUGACGAUAUUCCGGUGUUAUCUGGUCAUAGAAUUCUUGACAAAGGACACUUUAAGACAGGUACUUUGCAAGCUAUACCUGUUGUGCCUACAGAACGAUGUGAGAGACAUAGCUUUAAGCCAGUAGUCAUGUACUGCCAGAACGACGAUGAUGUCGGCUGUCCAACAUGCAUGGCAGUAGAACAUAGGUCAUGUAAGAACGUAUAUUAUAUACCUGAAUAUGUUGUAAAUGAGAAGAAUGCUGCUGAUUCUCAUGAAACCAUACAAGACCUUAAGAGCGUAGAAGAAGAUUUAAAAACUCAACUUGACAAACACAAAGAAGAGGCUAAACGACUUUUAAGGAGGAAGGUGGAGGAAACCGAUAAAGUAAAAGAAUUUCGGGUAGAAAUGGGUCGGAAACUUAAUGAGCUAGAAAAAGAUACUAUUGAUGAAAUAGAGAAGAAAUAUAAAGCCCUUAUAAAAAGGAUUGAAGAUGACAUGUGUGCUCUUACAGCAUUGCAAGAUGAAGUCGGUAUGUCACAAGAUAACAUUUCAUCAGCUGGUUCUAAUAUGUCGCAGCAAUUUGUGAGUCUGAAAAAGGGCAAAACAGCUACAGAAAAGGCAGAACGAUGCACAGAAGACAAGACAUCCGAAUUCUCUAGACAAGAAUUUGUGUUUCAAAGAAAUCAGCAGUUGCUAUCAAACCUUAUGCAAGAAACACGUUUGGGUAAAAUAAAUCAACAACAUGCUUUGUAUAAACUCUCGGGAAAGAAGGUAUACAAUAUAAAACAUGAAUCAGACACAGACACUUGCAAGAUAUACAGUGCAUGUAUGAUUGCUGAUGGAUCUGUAAUACUCGCAGACAACAAUAAUAAAAAGCUUAAACAUCUUGAUGCAUCUUCGUACAAAGUUAAUGAUGUAUGUGAUCUGCCGAAUUUUCCGUGGCAGAUAUGUUCUGUCGAAAAGCAUGACGUAGCCGUAUCUUGUUAUCAAAAUAUCCAGUUUGUUUCGGUCGAUGGGAAAAUGAAGAAAACAAGGUUACUCGAAACCGACCAUAAUUGUUGCGGUAUAGGAUACAAAAAUGACCACUUAUAUGUUACAGAUUACCGCACGACAGUGUUCGUCUAUAACAUGACGGGGACAAAAUUGAAACAGAUCUCAAAAGACCAGUCGGGACAACAUUUGUUCAAAAACAUAUUCAGUCUUGCUGUCAGCAAAAAUGGAAAGAGGAUCUAUGUUACAGAUUCUACUCACGGACUUGUUGUUCUUGACCAGGACGGAAAGCUGCUUGGGAAAUACGACAGCCCUCAAGUAAAAGGUGCAUGUGGAUUAUUUGAAAUGGAUGGAAGAAAUGUCCUAGUGUGUGGGUAUCCAUCCAACAACAUCAUACAAUUUGCUCCAAAUGGCGAGGUUGAGGGAGAAGUGCUUCCGUCCGAUGGUAAAAAAGGGGGUUGUCGGGCGAUUUGCUUUGAUCGCCGGCAUUCCAGGUUAAUUGUAGGACAUUUUAGCAGGGAUGAAAUUGAAAUUUAUGAUGUUGCGUAAAUAUUGUUUUACCAAUGGGCGAGACAAAUUCUGGACACAUUUCUCUUCUAACUAGGAAAUAUUUCUAUAUCUAUCGUGUUUAUUUAGUUGACAGAAAUAAUCGUAAUAAAGUAAGACUUUUUAUGGACCUUUCUCUUUCUCUUUAAGUUCGUAAACUUGU